CGGGCGGCGUUAGCCGCCGUCGUGCUGGCGGCCUGGAGCGCCCACGGCCUCUACUUCCACAUCGGCGAGACGGAGAAGCGUUGCUUCAUCGAGGAAAUCCCGGAUGAGACCAUGGUCAUCGGGAACUACCGGACGCAGUUGUGGGAUAAGCAGUCGGAGUCGUUCCUGCCCUCCACCCCGGGGCUGGGCAUGCAUGUGGAGGUGAAGGACCCCGACGGCAAGGGGGUGCUGUCGCGGCAGUACGGCUCCGAAGGACGCUUCACCUUCACUUCCCACACGCCGGGCGAGCACCAGAUUUGCCUCCCUCCAACUCCCACCCGCAUGGCCCUCUUCGCCGGUGGCAAACUGCGGGUGCACCUGGAUAUCCAGGUGGGCGAACACACCAACAACUACCCCGAAAUUGCUGCUAAGGACAAACUGACGGAGCUGCAGCUCCGUGCCCGGCAGCUCCUCGACCAGGUCGAGCAGAUCCAGAAGGAGCAGAACUACCAACGGUACCGGGAGGAGCGUUUCCGCAUGACGAGCGAGAGCACCAACCAACGGGUGCUGUGGUGGUCCAUCGCCCAAACCAUCAUCCUCAUCCUCACCGGUAUCUGGCAGAUGAGGCACCUCAAGAGCUUCUUCGAGGCCAAGAAGCUGGUGUAGCCCCCGC
Charadrius vociferus (killdeer) is the source of this 652-nucleotide messenger RNA. It is a transcript of the gene TMED4, whose product is annotated as transmembrane emp24 protein transport domain containing 4. Gene Ontology annotation, cellular component: COPII-coated ER to Golgi transport vesicle; endoplasmic reticulum; Golgi apparatus. The coding region runs from base 112 to 645 and encodes 177 amino acids. Gene Ontology annotation, biological process: Golgi organization; positive regulation of canonical NF-kappaB signal transduction; endoplasmic reticulum to Golgi vesicle-mediated transport. The record is from RefSeq and is a predicted model, not a curated record. Lineage: Eukaryota; Metazoa; Chordata; Aves; Charadriiformes; Charadriidae. The transcript has 5 exons.